AUGUCUCCAGCAACGGUGAUGCCAGAAGUAAGUAGAAAAGUUGAUUAUGAUUCAUUGGAAAUCCAAUACCUGAAAGGAGUGAAACAUCUGUUUGAGAAUGGAAUUGAGCAUGUUCCUAAGAAGUACAUAUUACCAGCUUCAGAUCGUCCCAACGUUGUCAAUGAAAGAUCACAUGGCGCUGAUAAUCUCGAGCUUCCAAUCAUUGAUUUUGCCGAAUUGCAGGGUCCUAAUCGGUCUCAAGUCCUUAAUUCUCUUGCCUCUGCCUGUGAAAAUUAUGGAUUUUUCCAGCUGGUGAAUCAUGGUAUACCGUACGAGAUUACAAGCGACAUGGUAGAUGUUAGUAAAAGGUUUUUUGAGCUUCCAUUUUCACAAAGAGAGAAAUACAUGUCAGCAGAUAUGGGGUCGCCAGUUCGAUAUGGAACAAGCUAUAAUCAGACAAACGAUAGUGUCUUUUGUUGGAGGGACUUUCUCAAAUUGGUUUGUCACCCUCUACCAGAUGCCCUUCCCCAUUGGCCUUCUUCUCCAUUGGAUUUUAGGAAAUUGGCUGUUAGUUAUGCUAAAGACGUCAAGUUCUUGUUCCUAACGCUGGUGGAUGCCAUCCUAGAGAGCCUUGGGCUAGUGAACAAGAAGAAUACGACGGAAGAAAAAGACGAGGAUGACGAUGAGGAUGAGAAUGAGAAUGAAGAAGAAGAGAUAUUAAAAGAAUUUGAAGAUGGAAGCCAGCUAAUGGUAUUGAAUUGUUACCCUCCUUGUCCACAACCUGAUUUGACACUGGGAAUGCCACCUCAUUCUGAUUAUGGAUUCCUCACUCUUCUCCUCCAAGAUGAAGUCAAGGGAUUGCAAAUACAGCAUAAGGAGAAUUGGAUUACAGUGGAACCCAUUCCUGGAUCCUUUGUUGUCAAUGUUGGAGAUCAUCUUGAGAUAUUCAGCAAUGGGAGGUUUAAGAGCGUAUUGCAUCGAGUACUUGUGAAUUCGAUGAAUUACAGGAUUUCAGUGGCUUCUCUGCAUAGUCUUCCUUUCGAAAGCACAAUGCGACCAUGUCCCAAACUCGUUAGUGAAACAAAUCCAAGGCGUUACAUGGACACGAAUUUUGCAAGUUUCAUAGAGUACUUAAACUCUCGUGAUUCAACAAAAAAGAAUUUCCUCCACUCGAGAAAACUGACUUCAUGA
Fraxinus pennsylvanica is the source of this 1170-nucleotide messenger RNA. The record is from the annotation of a GenBank genome assembly. Lineage: Eukaryota; Viridiplantae; Streptophyta; Magnoliopsida; Lamiales; Oleaceae.